Molecule: messenger RNA, 314 nt
Organism: Dentiscutata erythropus
Lineage: Eukaryota; Fungi; Glomeromycota; Glomeromycetes; Diversisporales; Gigasporaceae
Source: the annotation of a GenBank genome assembly
AUUCCAGCAGUGAUAAGAAGAAACGUCAAGAAGGCGACGAAGAAGUAGAUUCCAGCAGUGAUAAGAAGAAACGUCAAGAAGGCGACGAAGAAGUAGAUUCCAGCAGUGAUAAGAAAAAACGUCAAGAGGGCGACGAAGAAGUAGAUUCCAGCAGUGAUAAGAAGAAACGUCAAGAGGGCGACGAAGAAGUAGAUUCCAGCAGUGAUAAGAAGAAACGUCAAGAAGGCGACGAAGAAGUAGAUUCCAGCAGUGAUAAGAAAAAACGUCAAGAGGGCGACGAAGAAGUAGAUUCCAGCAGUGAUAAGAAGAUGUAG